AUGCGUUAUAUCUUCCUAACUACUAUUUUCAGUGUUGUGUUUGCGUAUGAAAAAGAUAUGACUUUUACUGUACAAGCCGGUAAACAAGACUGUUUUUAUCAAAAAGUACUUCCUAAUGAAAUAAUUGAUAUAGAAUAUCAGGUAAUCGAUGCGUCACAUGGUGAGCUGGAUAUAUCAUUUCAGCUCACAGAUCCUGUAGGAAUGAUUAUUGUAGCUGAUUAUAAGAAGCCAGAGAACGCACACAGACAUACAUCUGUGCUGGAAGGGGAUUAUCGAUUCUGCUUUGACAAUACAUUUAGUACUUUUAGUGAAAAGACUGUAUUUUUCGAUUUAAUGAUAGAUAAUGAAGAUUCACAAAGCAAAGAUUACGAUGAUGACAAGGAAAUGGAAUUAGGUAAUGCAGCUGAGACAUAUGUUAUGCGUGUAAGAGAUAUAUCAGAGUCGGUCACACGUGUAAAGGAUAAUGUGUCAGCUGCCAAACGGUUGCAAGAGUUGCUGUCAGCCCACGAGGCAAGAGAUAGGAAUCUUGCCGAAGAUAUGUGUGAUCGGGUGCUGAAGUGGUCGCUAGUUCAUAUUGUUUUUAUGUCACUCAUCGGGGUUUUCCAGGUGUACUUCGUAAGAAGUCUGUUCGAAGAUUCAAGCAGGAGUUAUAAAAAAUUUGUUCCUCACCUAUAA
Molecule: messenger RNA, 675 nt
Organism: Pieris macdunnoughi
Lineage: Eukaryota; Metazoa; Arthropoda; Insecta; Lepidoptera; Pieridae
Source: the annotation of a GenBank genome assembly